CAUAAUAUCUCCUUGUUCCCCCCCUCCCCCCAACCCACCGCUCCUCCUCCUCCCCCAUUCUGCCUCAACUUCAUUCUUCCUCCCUCUUCCUUGAUCUAUCCUACCUGUGAUACCCUUUUCAUUUCCUUAUUUGCGCAUCACCGGUCAUUAUGGCCGCCGCCGCCAUCAAGGAGACCGUCUCCAACCUUUUCCACAGCCAGCCCGAGAACACUCUCCGCGAGCCAUCCUCCGAGGAAUUCCAGCAGCUCAGACAGAAGUACACCGAUGCCGGACAAGGACACGUUUUCGCCUUUGUCGAUGAAUUGAAGUCUACCGAAAAGACCCAGCUGUUUCACCAGCUGAGCAAUUUCGACCCCAACCGGAUCAACGAGUUGGCUGACAAGGCUCUGAACCCUCCCAAGACCCAGGAAGGGCCCACCUCACUGGAACCCCUCCCCGAUGUGGCCACUGCAUCUAUCUUAGACUCGGAUCCCAGCGACAUUCAAAGAUGGUAUGAUGAAGGACUACAGUUGGUUGCGGGCAACAAAGUGGCGGUGGUUCUGAUGGCUGGUGGACAAGGAACGCGCUUGGGUAGCGCUGCUCCUAAGGGCUGCUUCGACAUCGGCCUUCCCAGCCACAAGUCCCUCUUCCAGAUCCAGGCCGAGCGCAUUGUUAAGCUCCAGCUCUUGGCCAAGAAAGUUUCUGGGAAGGAGGCUGCCAUUCCAUGGUAUGUGAUGACCAGUGGUCCUACUCGCAAGCCGACGGAGGAGUUCUUCCAGCAGCACAACUAUUUUGGUCUGGACAAGAGCAAUGUGGUUAUCUUCGAGCAGGGCGUCUUGCCUUGUAUCUCGAACGAAGGCAAAAUUCUGAUGGAAAGCAAGUCCAAGGCAGCCGUGGCCCCCGAUGGCAAUGGUGGUAUUUAUCUGGCCCUCCUCACUUCUGGCGUGAGGGAGGAUAUGCGCAAGCGCGGAAUUGAGCACAUCCACACCUACUGUGUCGACAACUGCCUUGUCAAGGUUGCUGAUCCCGUCUUCAUCGGUUUCGCCGCCUUCAAGAACGUUGAUAUCGCCACCAAGGUGGUCCGUAAGCGCAACGCUACCGAGUCCGUGGGCUUGAUUCUUCAGAAGAAUGGCAAGCCUGAUGUUGUCGAAUACUCUGAAAUUGACCAGGAGACAGCCGAGGCCAAGGACCCCAAGCAACCUGACGUGCUCAAGUUCCGUGCGGCCAACAUCGUCAACCAUUACUACUCCUUCCGUUUCUUCGAAUCGAUCGAGACAUGGAGCCAUAAGCUGCCUCAUCAUGUGGCCCGCAAGAAGAUUCCUUGCAUCAAGCCUGAAACCGGCGAGUUCUACAAGCCGGAGAAGCCCAACGGUGUCAAACUCGAGCAAUUCGUCUUCGACGUCUUCCCCAUGACACCACUGGAGAAGUUUGCAUGCAUCGAAGUGCGCCGCGAGGACGAAUUCUCACCGCUCAAGAACGCUCGGGGAACCGGCGAGGACGACCCGGACACUAGCAAAGCGGACAUCAUGAACCAGGGACAGCGCUGGAUUGAUAAGGCGGGCGGCGUUGUCGUCACUGAGGGUGAAGCAGUUGGUGUUGAAGUUUCCCCAUUGAUUAGCUACGGCGGGGAAGGACUGGAAUUUCUCAAAGGCCGUGAGAUCAAGGCCCCGGCGGUCAUUGAGAAGGAAGAGUAGAUAGAUCCUCCCACAUUACUGCCCGGCAUAUGGAAUAUGGACCAGCUUGAAUGAUCUUAAGUGCAUGCAUGUAUGGACAUAUCGAAGCACUACCAUUACAGCUCAGCUCAACUGCAGCGACGUUUCGAGGUCGUAUCGAAGUAGGGUAACAUGCAGAUACUCGUCUUGUGCUUUU
Molecule: messenger RNA, 1848 nt
Organism: Aspergillus homomorphus CBS 101889
Lineage: Eukaryota; Fungi; Ascomycota; Eurotiomycetes; Eurotiales; Aspergillaceae
Product: UDP-N-acetylglucosamine diphosphorylase
Exons: 3
Coding region: 150-1673 (507 amino acids)
Biological process (GO): UDP-N-acetylglucosamine biosynthetic process
Molecular function (GO): UDP-N-acetylglucosamine diphosphorylase activity
Source: RefSeq, a predicted model, not a curated record